UGGGGCUGAGAGGGACAAAGCUGGGCUGCGGAGAAGGCGGCUGUGGGGCCUGCACGGUGAUGCUUUCCAAGUAUGAUCGUCUCCAGGACAAGAUCAUGUAUCCUUUGCCUGCUGGCUGAUGGCCUUUGAGGACCGUGAAGCAGGGGUCAGCUUUUGAGAGAGAAUCGCCAAAAGCCACGGCUCCCAGUGUGGGUUCUGCACCCCCGGCAUCGUCAUGAGCAUGUACACGCUGCUUCGGAACCAGCCUGAGCCCACUGUUGAGGAGAUCGAGGAUGCCUUCCAGGGAAACCUGUGCCGUUGUACAGGCUACAGACCCAUCCUCCAGGGCUUCCGGACUUUCGCCAAGGAUGGUGGAUGCUGUGGAGGAAAUGGGAACAACCCAAACUGCUGCAUGAACCAGAAGAAAGACCACGAGCAGGUCACUCUCUCGCCAUCUUUAUUCAACCCAGAGGAAUUCAUGCCCCUGGAUCCCACCCAGGAACCCAUCUUCCCCCCAGAGUUGCUGAGGCUGAAAGACAUUCCGCUGAAGCAGCUGCGUUUUGAAGGGGAGCGUGUGACCUGGAUCCAGGCCUCGGCCCUGAACGAGCUGCUGGACCUCAAAGCGCAGUACCCUGAGGCCAAGCUGGUGGUGGGGAACACGGAGAUUGGCAUUGAGAUGAAGUUUAAGAAUCAGCUGUUUCCUGUGAUCAUCUGCCCAACCUGGAUCCCUGAGCUGAAUUCAGUGGAGCAUGGACUGGAGGGUAUCUCCUUCGGAGCCGCUUGCCCCCUGAACUCUGUGGAAAAGACCCUGCUCGAUGCGGUUGCUAAGCUUCCCACCCAGAAAACAGAGGUGCUCAGAGGCGUCCUGCAGCAGCUGUGCUGGUUUGCCGGGAAGCAGGUCAAGUCUGUGGCGUGCAUUGGAGGGAACAUCAUCACAGCCAGCCCCAUCUCCGACCUCAACCCUGUGUUCAUGGCCAGUGGGACCAAGCUGACCAUCGUGUCCAGAGGCACCAGAAGAACGGUUCGGAUGGAUCACACCUUCUUCCCUGGCUACAGAAAGACCCUGCUAGGUCCAGAGGAGAUACUGCUCUCCAUUGAGAUCCCCUACAGCAGGGAGGGUGAGUUUUUCUCAGCAUUCAAGCAGGCCUCCCGCAGAGAAGAUGACAUAGCCAAGGUGACCUGUGGCAUGAGAGUCCUGUUCCAGCCAGGAGCCGCGCAGGUAAAGGAGCUGGCCCUUUGCUAUGGUGGAAUGGCAGACAGAACGAUCUCAGCCCUCAAGACCACGCAGAAACAGCUAUUGAAGUUCUGGAAUGAGAAGCUGCUGCAGGACGUGUGUGCAGGCCUGGUGGAGGAGUUGCCCUUGUCCCCAGACGCCCCAGGUGGCAUGAUUGAGUUCCGGCGCACCCUCACCCUCAGCUUUUUCUUCAAGUUCUACCUGACAGUGUUGCAGAAGCUGGGCAAAGAGGACUCAGAAGAUAAGUGUGGUAAACUGGACCCCACCUAUUCCAGCGCCACCUUACUCUUUCACAAAGACCCUCCGGCCAACAUCCAGCUCUUCCAAGAGGUGCCCAAGGGUCAGUCUGAGGAGGACAUGGUGGGCCGGCCCCUGCCCCACCUGGCCGCGGCCCUGCAGGCCUCUGGGGAGGCUGUGUACUGCGAUGACAUCCCUCGCUACGAGAAUGAACUCUUCCUCCGGCUUGUCGUCAGCACCCGGGCCCACGCCAAGAUCAAGUCCAUUGAUAUUUCAGAAGCGCGGAAGGUGCCAGGCUUUGUUUGCUUUCUCUCUGCUGAUGAUAUUCCUGGGAGUAAUGAAACUGGACUUUUUAAUGAUGAGACAGUCUUUGCAAAGGAUAAGGUGACUUGUGUUGGGCACGUCAUUGGUGCUGUGGUCGCCGACACCCCAGAACACGCACAGAGAGCCGCCCAUGGAGUGAAAGUCACCUAUGAGGAUCUUCCAGCCAUUAUCACGAUUGAGGAUGCUAUAAAAAACAAUUCCUUUUAUGGAUCUGAGCUGAAGAUUGAGAAAGGAGACCUCAAGAAGGGGUUUUCGGAAGCAGAUAAUGUUGUUUCAGGCGAGUUGUACAUCGGUGGCCAAGAGCAUUUCUAUCUGGAGACUCACUGUGCCAUUGCUGUCCCGAAAGGCGAGGCAGGGGAGAUGGAGCUCUUUGUGUCCACACAGAAUACCAUGAAUACCCAGUCCUUUGUUGCAAAAAUGUUGGGGGUUCCAGUAAACCGGAUUCUGGUCCGAGUGAAGAGAAUGGGAGGAGGCUUUGGAGGGAAGGAGACCCGGGGCAUCGUGAUGACUGUGGCUGUGGCCCUGGCUGCAUACAAGACUGGCUACCCGGUGCGCUGCAUGCUGGAUCGUGAUGAGGACAUGCUGAUAACUGGCGGCAGACACCCCUUCUUGGCCAGAUACAAGGUUGGCUUCAUGAAGACGGGGAAGAUUGUGGCUGUGGAGGUGGAUCACUACAGCAAUGCCGGGAACAGCCAGGACCUCUCUCUCGGUAUAAUGGAACGAGCUCUACUCCACAUGGACAACAGCUAUAAAAUCCCCAAUGUCCGGGGCACUGGGCGGCUGUGCAAGACCAACCUGCCCUCCAACACGGCCUUCCGGGGCUUUGGGGGGCCCCAGGCAUUGUUCAUUGCCGAGCACUGGAUGAGUGACGUCGCGGUGACCUGUGGGCUGCCUGCAGAGGAAGUACGGAGGAAGAACCUGUACAGAGAAGGGGACCUGACACACUUCAACCAGAGGCUUGAGGGUUUCAACUUGCCCAGGUGCUGGGAUGAAUGCCUGAAGAGCUCUCAGUAUCACGUCCGGAAGAGUGAGGUUGACAAGUUCAACAAGGAGAAUUGUUGGAAAAAGAGAGGAUUGUGCAUAAUUCCUACCAAAUUUGGAAUAAGCUUCACAGUUCCUUUUCUGAAUCAGGCAGGAGCCCUGAUCCAUGUGUACACAGAUGGCUCUGUGCUGGUGAGCCACGGGGGCACAGAGAUGGGCCAAGGCCUUCACACCAAGAUGGUCCAGGUGGCCAGCAGAGCUCUGAAGAUCCCGACCUCUAAGAUCUAUAUCAGCGAAACAAGUACUAACACUGUGCCUAACACCUCUCCCACGGCUGCCUCUGUCAGCACCGACAUCUACGGACAGGCCGUCUACGAAGCCUGCCAGACCAUCCUGCAAAGGCUGGAACCCUUCAAGAGAAAGAAUCCCAGUGGCUCCUGGGAAGACUGGGUCAUGGCUGCCUACCGGGGUACAGUGAGCUUGUCUGCUACCGGGUUUUACAGGACACCCAACCUUGGCUACAGCUUUGAGACAAACUCAGGGAAUGCUUUCCACUACUUCACCUAUGGGGUGGCUUGCUCUGAAGUGGAAAUUGACUGCUUAACAGGGGAUCAUAAGAACCUCCGCACAGACAUCGUCAUGGACGUUGGCUCCAGUCUGAACCCUGCCAUUGACAUUGGACAGGUGGAAGGGGCAUUUGUCCAGGGCCUGGGCCUCUUCACCCUGGAGGAGCUACACUACUCCCCUGAGGGGAGCCUGCACACCCGUGGCCCCAGCACCUACAAGAUCCCUGCAUUUGGCAGUAUCCCCACUGAGUUCAGAGUGUCCCUGCUCCGUGACUGUCCCAACAAGAAGGCCAUCUAUGCAUCCAAGGCUGUUGGGGAGCCGCCCCUCUUCCUGGGUGCCUCCAUCUUCUUCGCCAUCAAGGAUGCCAUCCGCGCAGCUCGGGCUCAGCACACAGAUAAUAAUACGAAGGAGCUUUUCCGUCUAGACAGCCCCGCCACCCCGGAGAAGAUCCGUAAUGCCUGCGUGGACAAGUUCACCACCCUGUGUGUCACUGAUGUACCAGAAAAUUGUAAACCCUGGUCUGUGAAGGUCUGAAGAAAAGCCCCAUUGGAGUCUUCUUAUCCUACACUGGGGAUUCCACGGAAGAUGACACUUGCUCUGCAGAACAUGAAUUUAUAAAACUUGCAGGAUGACAACAGUGUGAUUCAUCAGGACGGUGUUUGGAAGAACAUUGAAUGCAUUGGACGAUUUUGAUCAAAAAUAUGAUUUAUAAACACAAUGAUAAGCAAAUUCAGAAAUGUUAGGCCCAAGUGGCUAAUAGGCAAUUAGCAUCAUUUCAUGUCUGUUGUAAUCACGUAUUUGAAAUAGAUUUAGGAAGUGUUUGUGCUAUGUCCCAACUCACUGGACAGCCUGUAUAACCUCAAGUAUUGACAGCAUCUGUUCUUCAAAGAGGAUUUCCACAAACCUCCAGAAGCGUAAACCAAAGUAACUCUGAAUCUGUGAGCCUUCCUCAGAAAGCUUUUCCUUCAAACCAGUGAGCGUCAUAUUAUAACCUCAUAUCCACACUCAGAUUUGCAAUGGGACAGUGGGGUGAGAUUCAAACCUCUAAGCACUUCAUUGGAGAGAAUAAAGAAUGAAACAAAUUCAAGGUUAAUUGGAUUUAAUCUUCUUAAGCUGCAUAAAGUAAGAUUAUUCUAUAACACCAAAAGCCAACAAACCCGGUUAUUGAGUACCUACAAUGCAUUAGCUUCUUCCUCUUUGUGCAUUAAAAAAAGAUCAGGUUUAAAAAUCUUCAACUGAAGCCAGUAGUUCCCAUCUACAAAUGAGGCUACUCGAAUCAAGAUAGGCCAGAGAAAAAACAGUCAAGGAGCCUGGGUUCUCAUCCCAGCCAUGUCUCUAAUUAUCUUUGUGACCUUAGGCUGUCACUUCCCUUUUCUGUGCUUCAUUUUACUGCAAAAUGAAAGGAUUGGACUGGAAUAAUCUCUUAAGGUCUUCUCUGGAUCUAAACGUCUAUAAAUAUAUGACCUAAAAACUCCAGUUACAUAAGGGAACUGCAGCGCUCAGAGACUUGGUUCCCUUACUGUGAUGUGCUAUCUGGGCUUCAUGAACUUGACUUAAAUCCCCCCAAGUGUCUGAGGUUGGAAAAGAGAAUAGGAGAAAGGCAAGCAUCCCCUCUGCUUGUUCUGACGGGUGAUUUCCACCUGGUACUAGGUGGACAGUGUGACCUUGUCAUGUGCCUUCACUGUAUAAAAUAUCCAACAUUCUGCUGGAUGGGAUCCACGGUUCUGGCCACAGGAGGAGGAUAGUGUAAACCACGCAGCUGAGCCCAGUGCUUGAUGUCACCAAUAAAUGAAACCGUCAGCUGGUUGGCAUGUGAGAAAUGCUUCUUCAUCAUCAUAAUCACACCAGAUGCUGACAUCUGCCAUAUAUUAGCCAACCUUCAUUGCUAGAGAAUGCACACACCAAACACUCACAUCUAUACACACACACACACACACACACACACACUUUCUUACAAAAUUCCUUUCUUCAGAAUAUUCUAGACUUUUACAGCAUGAUUAAAACUGAAGAGCUUUAGAAAUAAAACCGGUAUUUGCACUGAGAUCCACACAGGUCCGUUUC
This is a messenger RNA of Aethalodelphis obliquidens (Pacific white-sided dolphin), 5383 nucleotides long. It is a transcript of the gene XDH, whose product is annotated as xanthine dehydrogenase. The transcript is spliced from 33 exons. Lineage: Eukaryota; Metazoa; Chordata; Mammalia; Artiodactyla; Delphinidae. The coding region runs from base 215 to 3856 and encodes 1213 amino acids. The record is from RefSeq and is a predicted model, not a curated record. Gene Ontology annotation, molecular function: 2 iron, 2 sulfur cluster binding; molybdopterin cofactor binding; xanthine dehydrogenase activity.